AUGGCAACACUCUACCCCUCCCUGGAGGACAUGAAGGGCCACCAGGUCCUGCAGGCACAAGCAGCAGCUGGGGUGAGGACCCCUGCCACCACAGUGGUCACAGAGAAGCCAAAGCUCACCUCGGGGACUGGUAAGGAGCUGAGACCACCCUUGGUAUGUCCCUCAGAGCCACCUGUGCUGUACCCCAACCUAGCCGAGCUGGAGAACUACAUGGGGCUGGCACUCUCCAGCGAGGAGAUCCAGAAGAACCUGCACACGGAGGACAGCACCGCACUGACCCCCUCCGGGCCCUCCCCAGGCCAGCUGGUGGCACCCCUGAGCGGGAACAGCACGGGGCUGCGGCGGGCAGAGAUCAAACCAGGUGUGCGGGAGAUUCACCUGUGCAAGGACGAGAGGGGCAAGACAGGGCUGCAGCUGAAGAACGUCGACCAGGGCAUCUUCGUGCAGCUGGUGAAGGCCAACUCACCAGCAGCGCUGGUGGGGCUGCGCUUUGGGGACCAGGUGCUGCAGAUCGACGGCAAGAACUGCGCAGGCUGGAGCAGUGACAAGGCACAGCGUGCACUGAAGAAAGCGAACCCUGAAAAAAUCGUCAUGGUGGUGCGGGACAGGCCUUUCCAGCGCACCGUGACCAUGCACAAGGACAGCACCGGCCACAUUGGCAUUGUGGUGAAGAAGGGGAAGAUUGUGUCGCUGGCCAAGGACAGCUCAGCUGCCCGCAACGGGCUCCUCACCCACCACUGCAUCUGUGAGGUGAAUGGCCAGAACGUCAUUGGCAUGAAGGAUAAGCAGCUCAUGGAGGUGCUGGCAGGGGCUGGGAAUGUGGUGACACUAACCAUCAUCCCCACUGUGAUCUACGAGCACAUGGUCAAACGGCUCUCAUCAGGGCUGGUGAAGUCAUCCAUGGACCACUCCAUCCCUGACCUGUGA
Molecule: messenger RNA, 927 nt
Organism: Cinclus cinclus
Lineage: Eukaryota; Metazoa; Chordata; Aves; Passeriformes; Cinclidae
Gene: SDCBP2
Product: syndecan binding protein 2
Exons: 8
Coding region: 1-927 (308 amino acids)
Cellular component (GO): cytoplasm; plasma membrane
Molecular function (GO): protein binding
Source: RefSeq, a predicted model, not a curated record